Messenger RNA from Vombatus ursinus (common wombat), 3209 nucleotides. It is a transcript of the gene SEC62, whose product is annotated as SEC62 homolog, preprotein translocation factor. The coding region runs from base 1 to 2013 and encodes 670 amino acids. NCBI's taxonomy places the organism in Eukaryota, Metazoa, Chordata, Mammalia, Diprotodontia, Vombatidae. The transcript is spliced from 9 exons. The record is from RefSeq and is a predicted model, not a curated record. Gene Ontology annotation, cellular component: endoplasmic reticulum membrane; endoplasmic reticulum. Gene Ontology annotation, biological process: post-translational protein targeting to membrane, translocation.
AUGGUGUUGGUGGUGAUGCUGGUGAUGGCGCUGGUGCUGGUGCUGGUGAUGGUGCUGGUGAUGGUGGUGCUAGUGCUAGUGGUGAUUGUGAUAGUGGUGCUGGUGCUGGUGGUGGUGCUGGGGGUGCUAGGGCUGGUGGUGGUGCUGGUGGUGGUGGUGGCAGUAGUGUUUUUGAUGUUUUUCAGCCCGUGUCCUUCCCUUCCUAGCCCUUCCCCAAUCAUCAGAUUUGGAGGCAGGAGGACUCCAGAAAUCUCUCUGGAAGUCUCUGCAGGGGUCUCCCGGGGGGCGGGAUCCCCCCUAACAUUCAGAGAGCGUUCGGAGGGUUUCCAGUUCACCCUACGCCAUGCAGCGUUCCUAGGAGGUAAAUACCAGGGGUCCUCUUAUGCCCAAUUUACAGACACGGAAACUGAGAGGCAGGGCGGAGCUGACUGCACAGGGUCCGGCUUCAUCUUGGGGCUUGGCCGCAGACCCCCUGGGUCACCUCGGACAAGUGACUUUCUUCUCUGGGCCUCAGUUUCCUCAUCUGGACCUGAUGGCUCCAAGGUCCCCGCCUGCUCUAAAGUCCACGACGUCGGGAUUCUGAACCAGGGAUGGGGAGCGGGAGAGGGGCUGGCACCAGGACGGCCCCGCCCGGCACCUCCCCCCGCCCCCCUCUCCGCUCCCGCCCCACCUCCGCCCCCCGGUUACAUAACUGGGCUCUCGGAGCAGCCGAGCUGUCGCGAGAUCAGCAGCCUCGCCCCGCCCCCCUCUUCUCCCUCCACGUCAGAGGGAGCCGGAGGAGCGGCGAACAUGGCGGAGCGCAGGAGGCACAAGAAGCGGAUCCAGGAAGUUGGGGAACCAUCCAAAGAGGAAAAGGCCGUGGCCAAAUAUCUCCGGUUCAACUGUCCCACAAAAUCCACAAACAUGAUGGGUCACCGGGUUGAUUACUUUAUUGCUUCAAAAGCAGUAGAUUGCCUUUUGGACUCCAAAUGGGCAAAGGCCAAGAAAGGAGAAGAAGCUUUGUUUACAACCCGAGAGUCUGUUGUUGACUACUGUAACAGGCUUUUAAAGAAACAGUUCUUUCACCGAGCAUUAAAAGUAAUGAAAGUGAAACUUGACAAAGACACCAAGAAAGAAAAAGAGAAAGAAAAAGGAAAGGUAGAGAGUGGGAAAGAGGAAGAGAAGAGAAGCAAGAAAGAGAAUCCAAAGGAUGAAAAGGCUAAGAAGGAGAGAGAGAAAAAAAGAGAUGGUGAAAAGGAAGAGUCAAAAAAGGAGGAAACACCAGGAACACCCAAAAAGAAAGAAGCCAAGAAAAAAUUCAAACUUGAACCACAUGAAGAUCAAGUGUUCCUGGAUGGAAAUGAGGUGUAUGUGUGGAUCUAUGACCCAGUCCACUUUAAAACGUUUGCCAUGGGACUGAUUCUUGUGAUCGCGGUGAUUGCAGCCACCCUCUUCCCUCUGUGGCCCGCAGAGAUGCGAGUGGGUGUUUAUUACCUCAGUGUAGGAGCCGGCUGCUUUGUGGCCAGCAUUCUGCUGCUUGCUAUUGCUCGCUGCAUACUGUUCCUUAUCAUUUGGCUCAUUACUGGAGGACGGCACCAUUUCUGGUUCCUGCCGAAUCUGACUGCCGACGUGGGCUUCAUUGACUCCUUCAGGCCUCUCUACACACAUGAAUACAAAGGACCAAAAGCAGACUUAAAGAAAGAUGAGAAAUCUGAGGCCAAAAAACAGCAGAAAUCUGACAGUGAGGAAAAAUCAGACAGUGAGAAAAAGGAAGAUGACGAUGGGAAAAUAGGAACUCUGGGGAACAAGGGAGCAGAGGGCUCAGGCGGGGAGCGGCAUUCGGACACCGACAGCGACAGGCGAGAGGACGACCGUUCCCAGCACAGUAGUGGGAAUGGGAAUGAUUUUGAAAUGAUUACAAAAGAGGAACUUGAACAGCAGACAGAUGGAGAUUGUGAGGAAGAGGAAGAAGAAGAGGAAGAGGGAGAUGACGAAGAAGAAGAAACGACUAGGCCUUCAUCUGAAAAAUCAUAGACGUACUUUAUUUGGGGACUGAGUGCGUGCAAGUGGUUGGAUUUUCUAUGUUGGCUGAUCACCAAAAUAUGCCUAUAGUGUUUGGAGUAGUCUUUAAAUCGGUUUGCUGAGAUCUAUUUGAUGUCCAGGCAGUUCUGUUCAGUUUUUUAUUUUAUAGGCUACUAACUUUUUUUUUGGUACAAUCUUAAGUCACUAAUACACAUAUAUAACAAUUUUAUCCAUUUGACAAUAUUCUGGCAGUAAGUAGCUUUUAUUCCUUUUUGAUAGAUGUCAAAGAUGUAGUUUUCUCAGUGGCAUUUAGAAUAAUGGCAUUUUUGAGCGCUGUAGAGCUUCUUACUGUUAGAUGUGGCAGAAGAGAUGAAAGUUAAAGACCAAAAUUUCAGGUGACACAGGUAGCUAUUUAUGAAUUAUUUUAGGAUGAAAUGAACACAUAACUCAUGAUUCUUGAAACUUAAGCUAUAUUUCUUAAUUUUCAUGAAAUUGUACCAGAAAAUUUCUUGAGAAUUCAGAGUUAGCAGUUAUUUGCUUAAGAUAGGCCAGUCAGUAAUGAUGGAACACAUGAUUUUGUUUAGCUCCCAAUUCUGUCCUUUAACUACCAACUUAGGAAAUCCAAACUUGUUUGUACAUCUGGUCGAGAGAGGAAUGGUUUUCUCCAGCAGAGGAAAGGGAACAGCGUAGGUUGGAAAAUGGUGGCUGUUCUUUCCCUUCCCAUCCAUUUCCCCCAUCAUAAUAUGAGAAAGCAUUCUGUACAUAAUUUACAAAUAAAACAAACCUUUUAUUUUAAUUGUUACUUCUUAUUUAGACCUUUUCUCAGCACUUCAAUUUGUACAAAAUUAAGACCAUUUAAAGGUAUGUUUUUAGAGAAAUGCAAGUCCUGAUACCCCACAGAACGUGUGUGUGUGUGUGUGUGUGUGUGUGUGUGUAUGUGUGUGCGCGUGCUCACUAGCACACGGGUGUGGGUGUGGGGAGUAUGGGUGGUGUAUCGAUCUCUCCACAGCAGCUGCAACUCGGUGCCAACAUUCCAUGUGUUUGAGCAGACUUACAGCAGCUGUUUUGCACGCUUUUGUGUUCAUUGAUUUAUCUUAAAUUUCUACAUUCAGAAACUGGAGUACUGUAUUAUCAAAUUAGGAGGCACUGCUGUGAAAGAGAAUUUACUGUUUUAAAGUACCAAUGAAAAUAAAGAACAUAAAAAUGAC